Messenger RNA from Anopheles moucheti, 5206 nucleotides. Its product is annotated as vesicle-fusing ATPase 1-like. The record is from RefSeq and is a predicted model, not a curated record. Gene Ontology annotation, molecular function: ATP hydrolysis activity; ATP binding. The transcript is spliced from 9 exons. Gene Ontology annotation, cellular component: Golgi stack. The coding region runs from base 308 to 2593 and encodes 761 amino acids. NCBI's taxonomy places the organism in Eukaryota, Metazoa, Arthropoda, Insecta, Diptera, Culicidae. Gene Ontology annotation, biological process: SNARE complex disassembly; Golgi to plasma membrane protein transport; intra-Golgi vesicle-mediated transport.
CGCAGCUGUUUCUUUGUUUUUCAGUGUUCCGUGCUGUAUAUUUCGAUGUUGCGUAUUGUGCUAGCUUAGUGCUUCGUGCAACGUUUUCACCACUCGGUGUACUGGAUGUGUAUCAGUAUUUAUUUAAAUCAAGCUGCAUCUGUAUGAAGUAAACUGUGUGCAUUCCAAAACCAACACUCAGAACAGAUUGGAUUUAGUUAAUAAAUAACUCUGCUAAAGAAAGCAAAACGGUGGUAAGCAGCUGGAUUAUCGAUUUUAGAUCCUCCCAUAUACAUUGAACAGUACAGAACCUAACAAAAUCUACGCGAUGGCAAUGAUUAUGAAAGCAGCUAAGUGUCCCACCGAUGAAUUGUCGCUCAAGAAUAGAGCUAUCGUUAGCGCAGGUGACUUUCCUCCGGAUAUCAAGUAUAUCGACGUAUCGACUGCGCCAGGUCAGCAUUUCAUUUUUUUCAUUGAACGCACAGCUGCGGGUGAAAUAAAUCCUGGAACCAUAGGAUUUUCACUACUUCAGCGAAAAUGGGCAACACUUUCGAUUAACCAAGACAUUAGCAUCAAACCGUAUCAUUUUGAACGGUCCUCCGAAGUGCUUUGCAGCAUCGCUUUAGAAGUGGAUUUUCUACAAAAAAAAACUGUAACGCAUGAGCCAUACGACAGUGACCAAAUGGCAAGAGACUUUUUAUUACAAUUCGCGGGCUUAGCAGUGACCGUCGGGCAGCCAUUGGUUUUUAAUUUUCAAGAUAAAAAACUUCUCUGCUUGGCGGUAAAAACUCUUGAAAUCAUAGAUGCCGCAGCCAUGGCUAGUGGUGUAUCAACUUCAAGCAAUGGGUCUAGUGGUGGUUCUGUAGAACCGAAAAGAGUCAAUUUUGGCCGAUUGUUAGCCAAUACGGUAGUAACGUUUGAAAAAGCGGAAGGUUCUGGAUUAAAUCUUGUUGGACGUUCUAAGGGCCGUGUUACGGCUGUUCGACAGUCCAUUAUUAAUCCUGAUUGGGAUUUUGGAAGAAUGGGUAUUGGUGGCUUGGACCGAGAAUUCAAUGCUAUUUUUCGGCGUGCAUUUGCAUCUCGCGUUUUUCCACCAGAGGUUGUGGAGCAACUUGGAUGUAAGCAUGUAAAAGGUAUUCUACUUUACGGACCUCCUGGUACCGGUAAAACUCUUAUGGCUCGACAGAUUGGCACAAUGCUGAACGCUCGAGAACCAAAGAUAGUAAAUGGUCCGCAAAUUUUAGACAAAUAUGUUGGUGAAUCAGAAGCUAAUGUGCGUCGACUAUUUGCGGAUGCAGAAGAAGAAGAAAAAAGGCUCGGACCAGCAAGCGGUUUACACAUUAUCAUUUUCGAUGAGAUUGAUGCAAUUUGCAAAGCUCGUGGUACUGUUGGAGGCAAUUCUGGAGUACAUGAUACAGUUGUCAAUCAACUGUUGGCAAAAAUUGACGGAGUUGAACAGUUAAAUAACAUUCUAGUUAUUGGAAUGACUAACCGAAGAGACAUGAUAGAUGAAGCUCUGCUUCGACCAGGUCGAUUGGAAGUACAAAUGGAAAUCAGCCUUCCUAAUGAAGAAGGUCGUGUACAGAUUUUGUCCAUCCAUACUCGACGCAUGAAGGAAUUCAAGAAACUGGCACCAGAUGUCGAUUUACGGGAACUCGGAGUAAAGACUAAAAACUUUAGUGGGGCCGAAUUAGAAGGCUUGGUACGAGCUGCGCAAUCCACCGCAAUGAACCGUCUGAUAAAAGCUGCUUCUAAAGUAGAAGUAGAUCCCGCAGCUAUGGAAAAACUGAUGGUGACAAGAGAAGAUUUUCUGCACGCGUUCGAAAAUGACAUCAAACCGGCUUUCGGUACAGCAGCAGAAGCUCUCGAAAAUUAUUUAACAAGAGGAAUUAUCAACUGGGGCUUACCGGUUGCUCAUGUUCUUGAAGAUGGUGCUCUAUACACGGAACAGGCGCGAGGUGCGGAAGGAUCCGGAUUGGUUUCGGUACUUUUGGAAGGUCCUCCAAAUGCUGGUAAAACUGCUCUUGCAGCGAAACUGGCAAAAUUAUCAGACUUUCCAUUCGUUAAAGUUUGCAGCCCAGAUGAAAUGGUUGGUUUUACAGAGAGUGCCAAAUGUUUGCAAAUACGCAAGUAUUUUGACGACGCCUAUCGUUCGACGUUCAGCUGCAUUCUCGUUGAUAACAUCGAGAGGUUGCUAGAUUAUGGACCGAUUGGUCCUCGGUACUCUAAUCUUACGCUGCAGGCACUUUUGGUAUUACUGAAAAAACCUCCACCAAAAGGCAAAAAGCUUCUUAUCCUCUGCACCACUAGUAGACGACAAGUAUUAGAAGACAUGGAAAUGUUGUCAGCAUUCACUGCUGUUCUGCAUGUACCGAACCUGUCAACUGCAGAUCAUUUGAUUGCUGUCCUCGAGCAAGAGCCUGAUGUGUUUGGACGCAAUGAACUGGCUUCUAUUUACAAACGCUUAAAAGGAAGACGUAUUUUUGUCGGCAUUAAAAAGUUAUUAGAUUUAAUUGAUUUGGCGCGGCAAAUGGAUCCUCAAACACGUAUGAUGAAAUUUUUGUCAAAACUUGAAGAAGAGGGUGCUAUAGAAGAUGCUACUGUGGCACAUUGAGAGAAUAUGAAAGCAAUUAAGUUUAUAUUACACCGCUAAACAUUACAGUUAGCAUUUCGUUUCCUUUCAAGCUAGUUUGCCCUUUUACAAAAAGUUGGCUGAAAAACUCUUACUCUAAAUUUGUCAAGAAUGUAGUCUCGUCGUUGGAUCCCUUUAAUUAACAUUUGUUUGAAUUGAAAUUAUUUUCGUUAACUAAGAGCUGGUCUAAAUUUAACAACUACAAUUGAUACAAUAACAAAUCAGGACUUUACUUCAAACAAAGCAAAUAUGGAAUUUAUUCCGUGAGAUACGAGGAUGUUCUUUGCAUAUAAUAACUGUGCUUAGUACAUUGUGUUAAUAUAAAUAUUUGCUAUGCUGCAAUGUUCAAAAUUAGGUUAAUCGAUCGAAUAUCUAUUUGAGCUUUGAGCUCAAAUCAUUCUUCAAUACACAUUUUCAACGAACAGGAAGUGUUGUCGCAUAUUCAAUGGCCGCGUUGUUUUUCACCAUUCGGGUUGGAAACGUAGUUCCACAUAAAAUAUAAAAAACUGUAUGUGUGUAAAAUGUAUGAAUAACAAUUACUCUAAAAGCUUAUAUAACUUCUACCACGGCUUAGUAUAGAUUUUAACCACAACUUAAUGCAUAUUGAAAAAUUGCAUAUUGCAGAGAACACAAUACAACACAUAACUUAAAAGCAAACAUAGGAUUAAAGAAUUAUAAAAGUAGUCUGGAUAUAUAAUAGUAAUCUGAGACGUAAUUGUUAGCUGAACCAAUACAUCAUGGUUCGUCUUUCUGUGUAUAAUUAUAAUUGUUUGUUUUAUUAAGUAUAAGCGAAAGCAACGAAAGAAUGAUAUUGCCUGAUCAAAGCCAUUCCUAGUGUUGAUUAUUAAAAUGUAUUUCUAUUUUUCAUGUUUUGAGCGAAUUUAGUUUUUAGUAUUGGUAUUAACUUCAGGAAAUUUCUUCCACUUAUCUAUUAUUGAAGCAAAAUUUUGUUACACUACAUAUUUUUGAAAUUAAUAUUGUCAAUCGAGAAAGUAAAAAGUAGUAAAUUUCUUCGUAUCCAGUAGUGAUAAAAAACAAAUUCUUAACGGAAUUACAACAACCAAUAUAUAGUGGCACAUAAAAACAACACAUAACAGUUUUUACUAUAUGUCUGCUUAUUCUGUCCUUUUAUUUUUGUGCCGUCGUUUAGCAAUUUUUGUGUGCAAACUACUGGUUGUUAUAAUGUGUUAUGUGCAACUUGUUUACUGUGACUAUAGUCAAUUAAUACAAUCUAUUUUAAAUCAACGAAUCUUUGAUUUCGAUCAGUCCAGUGAUAAAUUUAAAGCAAUUGCUAUUUUAAAUCACCUAUUGUCUUGUAUUUGAAUCAAUUUUUAAGAGAAUUGAGUAAAUUCUAUGGUGUAUUUUUAUAAAUAUGUUCCAAAUUAUUAAUUACCAUUACUUCAACAAUAUUGUGUUUGUCCUUUCUGCGUAUCAGGUCGACGUUGUUGAAUAGUAGAGAGUUAUUAAGAAUAAUACAAUGUUAUCUAUAAAUUUCAAAGAGUUAUGAAAUGUGUUAAUAAAUAAAUAAAGCAUAAAAUUAAUAAAUGGUAGCAUAAUCAUGUUCCAUACAUACUAGCGAUAAAAAUCAUAAUUACAGUUAAAACUCUAUGUGCAAAAUACAAGCUCGCCAAUAAAGUUAUACCGUUAAAAAUCUUGGUUGGUUGUUUAGAAGGAUGCAUCUUAAUCUACAGGCACAUCUUGUUUCCUUAACACCCACUAUCACCAUAAUUUAUCAUUUAUAUACAUUAUAAACAGUACAUGACCCAACACACUCCUUUCAAGUACUCCUAAGCCAUUAUCAAUUGGUGUAAAGGCCACAUGAUUAAAUAACGUCACUUGGGUCCUGUUGGUUGGCAAAUCAUGUUGAUUCGGUUCCCAGUAUCACAACAUUUUUAUACCAUUUUUACUAAGAGUGAUGUUGAAAUAGUCUCAUAGACUCUUUUCAAGUCUAAAAAGAAUUUUUCGUUGCGUUUUCAUGAAAUUUUCGUUGCCUAUAUUUAGCACUCGUAGUAAGUAAUAACGCGUAGUAGUUAAUAAAAAAAUGACUCCUACUAAAUCAGUGCAGCUACUCUUAACAUUUUUACUAGCUUCUGCAUUCUCACCCUUGCCAAAGGUUUUGUAAGGAGGUCAACUAUCAUAUCUUCUGAAGGACAGUAUACACUAGACACUUCACGUUUCUUUAUGUGAUCCUUAGUAAAGUGGUAUCUCGUAGAAAUGUGCUUUGUUAUGUUGCUCAACUUUUCUUGAGCUAACAAUUUCAGGCAACUCUGAUUGUCGCUCAGGCUAACUAUUAAACGCGUCACUCAUAUGGGCGUGGCUUAACUAUGUAAGCGACCAUGCGAAAGGAUUCGUGAGUGGUAGGAACAGGCGCGCGUGACUACACCCGCAUCUACUAUACGUUACUAAGCGAGCCGACUGCAUCGGAAGUGCGUAGGCACAACAAAGCGAACGAGCUUAGCGCUAGGGAUAUUUAAGUUCAAAUCCUGUAAUUGUUAGGAUUUAGGACGAAUUAUUUUGCCGAAUAAAUUAACACGAAAUGAUUAAGAAACAGGAAGUAAAAUAUUUUUCCUUUAUGCAAGAGAUGAACAUCACUAA